AUGUGUAAGACAAUCCUGCGUAUUCUACCUGAGAAAUCUGUACUUGGUGUAUCAACUUCCAUGCUUCGGAUUUUCGGCAGGGCUACAAUUCAGGGUAUCAAAAGAAUGUCGUCUUCCUCUAGCUCUCCAGUGAUAAUAAGGUCGUCGGAAAUCACAGGUCCCAUUGAAGAGUCCAUUAUUGAAAAAGUCACAACCGCAUUAUCUCCAACUUUCUUAAAAGUGGCUAAUGACUCCCAUAAACAUAGCCAUCACCAGGCCAUGCAAACAGCUUCGAAUGUGAAAGAGUCACAUUUCCGUUUGGAGAUUGUAAGUGACAGUUUUGUUGGAAAAAACAUGCCUGCCAGACACCGCAUCAUUUAUCAGCUUCUAGAUGAUGAAUUCAAAACGAAAGGAUUACAUGCCUUGCAAAUGAAGACCAAAACAGUGGAAGAAGCGGCAAAGCAAGCAAACAAAUAG
Messenger RNA from Clavispora lusitaniae ATCC 42720, 456 nucleotides. RefSeq lists its product as uncharacterized. The record is from RefSeq and is a predicted model, not a curated record. Gene Ontology annotation, cellular component: mitochondrial matrix. Gene Ontology annotation, biological process: [4Fe-4S] cluster assembly. NCBI's taxonomy places the organism in Eukaryota, Fungi, Ascomycota, Pichiomycetes, Serinales, Metschnikowiaceae.